GCAGCAUUUCGCACAAAGCAGCCGGCUGGAUACAUGACAUGUAUCGUGGGUGCUAUGCGCGACUGAGGGAAAACAUGCACGCUGUGUAGUGGAGCACUCCAGACCACAGCUGUGGAAGGUGUUGUUUUUACGAGCUCUUUUAAACGUGCAAGAAGCGUGUGAUGCGAUGAAGCAGCGAUUCCAUCGUUUGAGCAAGGAGCUAUCUGGUGUUUCAGGCUGUGCGUGUCAGCCUGGUGGCUCGGUACGCACUGCGCAUUGCUGCUGCUGACUCAACCACUGCUGCGUUGUAAACAAGCCCGUCUUCUGGAGGAACGAUGACGGUACAGACGGGAUCAUACCCGACCUCACAGCAUUAAACAUCCUGUGGGAUACCGGGUUGAUCACCCUCGGCGUGGACUCGACCCUUACGAGUGGACUGAACUCCACGGAGCGAAGCCGGCUCUGAAAGUACGCUGAAAGUCCAAUGGGCGUGAGGUGCGUUGGUCUGUUGGACCUGCUGCUGCUGACGGCCACGAUGACCCACGGAAGUUGCCUGCAUACUUUGGUUUGAACCCCGAGAACAUGAGCGACCCCGGGGAGAGUCCAGGCGGCCCCGCUAGGGGAGUCCUGCAGAGGAGCACCAUGGGCGGUCGCUCCUACUUUGUGUUUGUGCUGGUGUUCUUUCACAUGUGCAUCAUGAAUGGCAUAGCGCAACUCUACGAGAAUCACAAUAACGGUGGAGAAGAACCCGACCCCCGAAGCCACCAGGGGGCACCAGACAGCCUCCAGCAGCCGCCUCUCGGACCCAAGAAGCCGCCUCUCGGACCCCAGAAGCCGGCUCUCGGACCCCGAGAGCCAGAGACUGUGCGGGAGUUUUUUCUUCCACGAAUAGAUGGGGUUAAGGUAGGACACGUGCAGAAGCUGUCUAUCGUGCCUGAUAAAGUGCACGAGAUGCGGACACUGAGUUUGAAACCGCUUCUGUUUGAGAUCCCGGGGUUCCUGUCGGAUGCUGAGUGUGGUGUGGUGAUGCAGCUGGCCCAGCUGAAGGUGGUGGAGAGUCAGCUGAUGGUGCAGGAGGGCCAGGGAGGACUGGCCGAGGAGCUGGACCUCAGCCCGGACGAGAUCUUCAGCCUACUGGACAUCAGCCAGGACGGACAGCUGCAGCUCAGCGAGAUUCUGACCCAUUCCCGGGUGAGGGAGGGCAUCUGGCUCACACCAGAGAGUCUGAGAGAGAUCUACGCCGGGAUCCACGCUGACAAGGACCACAAUGGCCUCCUGAGCCUGGAGGAGUUCAGGCAGCUGAGCAGUGACGCCUUCCAGCGCUUCCUGCUGCAGCGAGGGGUGGAGAGCAGCCAACUGGUGAGGAACAGCCACCACACCUGGCUGGAGCAGGGCCCAGGGGCCCACCCCGUCCUCCAGAGCGUCAAGCAGAGGGUGGUCCGCCUGACCCAGCUCCCAGACCCCCUGGUGGACCUGAGCGAGCCGCUGCAGGUGGUCCGCUACCAGCAGGGGGGGCACUACCAUGCCCACCACGACAGCGGCCCGGUGUACCCCGAGACAGCCUGCACGCACACCAGACCCGCCGCCAACGCCUCCAGCCCCUUCGAGACCUCCUGCAGGUACAUCACGGUCCUCUUCUACCUGAACUCAGUGGAGGGCGGCGGGGAGACCGCCUUCCCUGUGGCUGACAACGGCACCUAUGAAGAAAUGUCUCUGAUCCAGAACGAUGUGGAUCUUCUGGACACCAGGAGGAACUGUGAGAGGAGCAACCUGAGGGUGAAGCCCACCAGAGGAACGGCUGUGUUCUGGUACAACUACCUCUCUGACGGCAAAGGCUGGGUGGGAGAGCAGGACCAGUACUCUCUACACGGAGGCUGUGUGGUGACGCGGGGAACCAAGUGGGUCGCCAACAAGUGGAUCAACAUUGACCCCGACUACCAGCGGCAGGUCCGAUACCAGCAGCUGGUCUCACAGAGCGCCCAGGACGACGAGGACCAGGAGGGCCUGGUGGCCAGCCGGGACAUGCAUGACGCUCAUCAAGACCUGUAGCACAGCCCCAGACCACAACACCCCGAAACCAAAAACCCAACUUUACCAAAUGUUGCUAUCCUACGUGCACAACUUCCUGAGUCCAACCUUCCCCUGUUUUCAGAGAGGAAAGUUCAGGGACUGAGACAGUGGGCUUAUGCAAAUGUUUACCCAGAUGUGUUUUAUUGGAGACGUGUGUAGAUGUUCAAUAUCAUUUCAUCCAAUCUCUUCUCAACCACUUUAAGGAAAAUAAUAAAUGAUGCAGUCAUGUUGCCUGAAUGAAAUCCACAGAUUUAUAUAUGUUAGAAAGUAGUUUAAAAGGUUAAUACAGAUCCUGUAAAAUCCUCAACUUUACGUCUCACUCAGUAAUGCCCAGUUUGCACGAUUGUAGUACAAUGCAUGUCUGUGCAAUAACCUUCUUAUGUAUGGUUUGACUUGUUUGAUAACAGCAAUACUGUGUAGCAACAUCGCAAAAAUGUCGAACUUCAACAAUCUCUAUGUGUCCGAUUUUUAAUCCGAAAUGCACAGUUUAUCACUUUUCCUUGUAUAAUUAAAGUACGAGAUUAAAAAAUAAAUACUGUU
Gadus morhua (Atlantic cod) is the source of this 2589-nucleotide messenger RNA. RefSeq names its product prolyl 4-hydroxylase, transmembrane b (gene p4htmb). Gene Ontology annotation, cellular component: endoplasmic reticulum. The record is from RefSeq and is a predicted model, not a curated record. Gene Ontology annotation, biological process: peptidyl-proline hydroxylation to 4-hydroxy-L-proline. Gene Ontology annotation, molecular function: iron ion binding; L-ascorbic acid binding; procollagen-proline 4-dioxygenase activity. Lineage: Eukaryota; Metazoa; Chordata; Actinopteri; Gadiformes; Gadidae.